AGAAAAUAUUUAAAAAUGGCUUUAACUAAAGAAGAGAAAAAGGCAAAAAAGGAAGCCAAAAGGCUAGAGAAAUUAAAAGCAGAGGCUGAAGAAAGGAAGAGACUAAAAAAUGAAGAACUUAAAAGAGAAAUGGUAGCUCAGGCUCGGAGACGAGGGGAACUGGAUAAAAAAUGGAGGGACUUGAUGCUUAAGAUAAAAGAACCCGUCUUCAAACAAGACAUUGAGGUCUUUUGGCACAGUUUUGAUAGGACUGUGGACAAGAAAAACCAUUACAUCAAUAACAUAAUGAAUCUGAUAAAUUUAGCAGACGAUCAGUUCCAGCGCACCGUUGCUAGUUUUUGUGAUACCAUAGACACUAUGAUUUUAAACUUUUUAACUGGUAUCGAAAAUAUAUCUGAAGAAAAUGAUCGUAGAACUGCUGCUUUACUUAAGAUGGGUGAAACAGAAUCGAACCAAAUUAAAACAGAUCACAAUGCAGCAGAGACACACUUACAAUUAUUGAUUUUCCAUGGACACACCACAGCUGAUACACUCGCUUGGACAACGCGGGGUGAAAACCUAGUAAAAGAAGAUGAGGAUCGAAACAAAUAUGCCAGUGAACGGGAAAAUCUCCGUUCCCAUCUCGAGAAUUCGUACAACACCAUGUGGGAUGAUUACAAAGCUGUUCUAAAAAAUUACGUCUUGAAAACCGCUGCAAAUCAAAAAGCAGUGCGAAGAUUACGUCGUAAAGAAAAUUUGAUGGCAGACAUUAUUGCAUCACAGGCUAAAAAAAUAGCUGACAGUGAUGGCUUACUGAGAAAGCUUCGAAAUGAACUUGCUGCGUAUGAAUCUGGUACGAAACAAGCUGUGUUUCGGGACCGUCGGGAUAGACACAGGUCAGCUUGUUUUCGCUUAAAACAAAUAUUAUUCGACGGCUGCAAAACAGAUACAAAACAGAUGGCCAAUUUAGUGAAAGCUUCAGAUAAUACCAUUGAAUGGCUAAGAGAUGCACAUAAAAAAGGAGAGAAAAUCCUACGCCUUGCCGCAUUGUGUCGGAAAUUUGAAACUCAACGAGAAAAAGUAUUACCAUUUGGAUUAUCUAUACCCCAUUCACCUGUACAGUCUAAAACAAAUUUGAGAAGACUUCAAUCAGAUGAUUCCUUAGUUAUGAAGGCAAUUUCAACGACUUGCGGAUUAACAAGACUCUGGCAAAAGAUUUCUAAAGCCGAAUUGACGCGGAAAGCCUUAGCACGAGAGAAGGUGUUGCUUGAACAAGAAAAUGCUCUUCUUCUCCUUCAAAUUGAACAGCAAGAUAGCAAUCAAUUUCAACCUGAAACCAAAAAAUGUAUCUGUGAUAAGGUAACAAAACGAAACACAAUGUCGAAGCCAGUUCCGAUUGACGGAAAUAUGGAAAUGAGGAAAUAUUGUAAGGCUCGUUAGGGAUUUGUUCAACUUCGGUGCUCGUGAUAUGACAUGAUGAAUUUGUACGAUCUUUAUUGCUAUACUUGAAUAAUUAAUUUAUAAUUAAAGGAGUUAAUUUUAGAGUGCAAUACGACAUGAGACAUUUGUAUUUAUUCCGCGGCAGACGGCGGCGUCGCGAGCGUUGCAUGUCGCAAUGACGCGAGACCUACACGCGGCUCAAACGAUGCCACUAUGACCUUACCCACUUCUAAAACCGUGGGACAGGCAACGAUCGAUAAGCGUUUUGGAAUGUGCUUUAAAUUUUUUAAAUGUCUUGUAGUGUUAUUUUUACCUUUGAAUUGUGAUUAUAAUUAUCUCCCAAACAUUGUGA
Papilio xuthus (Asian swallowtail) is the source of this 1771-nucleotide messenger RNA. RefSeq names its product coiled-coil domain-containing protein 65. Bases 16 to 1419 code for a protein of 467 amino acids. The transcript has a single exon. The record is from RefSeq and is a predicted model, not a curated record. NCBI's taxonomy places the organism in Eukaryota, Metazoa, Arthropoda, Insecta, Lepidoptera, Papilionidae. Gene Ontology annotation, biological process: cilium-dependent cell motility; axonemal dynein complex assembly; regulation of cilium movement. Gene Ontology annotation, cellular component: axoneme; axonemal dynein complex.